CCGGCGGCCCAAGUUUUAACGGCGGCUGCCCGGGGCGGAGGGAAGUGUCCGGGAGGGAGCGGGCUGGGAGCCGGCCAUGCCUGCCCCGCGCCCCGCGGCCGUGCGCGGCCGGAGCGCAGCCCCCGCCGUGCUGCCCCGUGGCGGCUGCGGGGCGCGGGGGGCCGCUGCCCGGCGCUGAGCGGCCCCGCGGGUGCCAUGUCCUCGCUGGUGAAGGAGGACCUGACCAAGAGGCUGUUCGGCCCCCGGCGGCAGAGGCUGCACGAGUUCAUCGAGGUGGAGGGCGCGGGCGCCCAGCGCUACUACCUGUGCGCCGCAGUAACUAAAAAUAAAGAAGUAGAAAUAUGUAUGGUUAAACAUUGGCGAGUGGACCGAGAGGAGAAAUACGAAAUAGUUGAAAAGUGGUUUUUGAAAGAUCUUGAGAUGAUUGAUGGAAAAGAAGCAGAUACAGAUAAUCCAUAUUUUGAUAUGCAUUUCAACAAAGUCUACAAUAUGGAAGCAUAUAGUUGUGCAUCUAAAUAUACCUUUGCUCGAACACUAAACAAACUGAAUGCGAUGUACCUUAAGAAGGACUUCAAGAUUGUGAACUUUGAUGACACCUAUCUAAAUGAUGAUUCAAUCUGGUCAUCCAGUAAUAGAGAUUUCUUAGUAGUUAUGAGGGUUUGCUUCUAUGCUUCCAACCUUCUAUGCCUCUCCCUCUGUCGUUUCUCCUAAAGAUGUAUUUUCUAACAUUAAGGUGACUGAUUGACUUUCACUGACCAGCAUUUCAUAAACCAUCUGAUCAAAAAGUUAGUAAGUGGUAUGCAGUGUCUCCUCUUUAAUUUUACAUGUAAGUAAAAAGUGGAGCAUACUUUUUACAUAAAUAGUUGAUAAUUCAUUUAUAUAUAUAUUAAGAGUUCCUCACUCUAGCAAAUACUAAUACAUACAAGAGACUGGAAACAUAGAACCAGUAAUUAUCAUGGUCAGUGGGGAUUGCUUAUGUAAGCAGAGCUCAGCAUUUGCUUAUAUGUUCAUGGAGAUAUAAAUUACUUUCAUUAUUAGCUUGAAAUACUUUUGCAGCAUUAAGAGCAUUAACAGUUUAUGUUUUGGAAGUAGGAAAAAAAAGUAUUCAGUUGAGUUCUGUAUGAGAAUGAUACACAUUUCCAUUUCCAACUGUGUUGAAACACAGAAUUCCAUUAAAGAGAUCAUAUCUACAUCCUUUCAAGAAUCCAAUUCUCAUCCUGAUGGAUAGGAGUACUGCAUUCAGGUACCAUGGGACCAACUUUUCACCUAUACAACUAUAUUGUUUUUCCCACAGAACAUUUAGUACUCCCUUUGGCCUUGACAUUAUUUGUGAUAUUGUCUUAGAAAACAAAUGUUCUUAAGCAACAUUGCUUUAUUUGUCAGACCUUUCAGAACUUCCGUAUCACUAAUGUCUCCUUUCUUGCCCUUCAUUGCUUAUGAACAGGUGUAGCUAGGGAACAGAAAUUGUCUCUAUCUCUGAACCAAAAUAUAAGAAAAUACUACGUAAACAGUAGUUGUUCACUACUACAAUUACUUUGUAGGCAAGUGAUAGAGUUUUCAAAAUUCAUAGAAUAUUGAUAAUUAUUUUCACCAGUUUCUAGCAAGGUGUAAGCAUAUUCAGUGCACUACAUAAAGGCACAUUAGUACUUAGAGCUACAUUUGCUAUGCGGUGGAGUCUACUUGAGGGGUUUGGAACAGCUCACAAAAUGUAGCAGCUGAACUUGUGAUAGCAGUAUGCUAUGGUAGAAACAGAGGAGAAAUGGCAGCUGUGUUGAACAGUAGCUGAAGAGGAACAAUGUUAAUUAGAAGCAUACUGUUCCUGCCCAAUGUCAGUCAGCCAACUUAGCUGGCUGUUCAUCCCAUGGUAAAUAAAAUAAUGCCAACCUGUUGUAGGGAGAAGAUUGCAACACCAACCCAAAAGAAUAUCCAUUCAGAGAAGCUUCUGGUCAGAAUGUCCUGCAGGAGAAAACUAAUUUUCUCCUUUGGCAGCCACGAGAGUUCAGGAAGGCAGGCUGGGGACUAGACCGGGUAUGGACCUGGAGCUGAGUGAUGUCAGCUCCCAGUAAAUCAGAGUUUGUGUCCUCUCUCAGCACCUGCCAUCUCUAAAAUGGGAUAGCUGUGCAAGGGUGCUGUGCUGUACUGUGCCUUGUACUUUGCUUUUGUCUUUCAUGUGAACUCCCAUCUUUGAAAAUAUUUGUGUAAAUACGUUGUAUUCCAAAUUGAAAUAACAUCAAGUUAAGUGAGAAUAUAUUUGAAAACCUGUAAAAUGUACAGCUUUCUACUUUAAAUGUUAUCUUAUUGCAUGUACAUAGGAAAGCCCAUAUCUUUGAUUAGUUCGUAUUAGUAAAUUUUUAUUCUAGGCAUAUAUUGCAAAUUACAUUGGUUCUAACACAGAUCUUUAAUUAUUACUGUAUAGUAAGACAGCUGUGAGGGCAGUUUAUGUGGGUAACACAAAUCAUCUGGCAUUUUUAAGGACUUAGGUCUUAAAUUUGCCACCUAAGUGCUGUUAGAGAGAAGAAUUGUAAUUUUAGUGAUUGGUUGCAGAAUGUAAUUGUUCUUUUGAGAAUGUCUUUGGGAUAAUGCUGUGCAAGUAGCUGUGUUGUGAUGUUUGAUUAUUAUCUGCAAGAACUAUUUGCCCAACAUCAAGGUUCCGCAAAACCAUCUUAUAUAGAAAGUAUAAUUCAUGCUACUGUUAUCUAUGAUACAUUGUCGUGUUUGAAUUGUGUAUUGGUUGCUGAGGUCACAAUGUUUUCCACAAUAUCUACGAGUUCUGUGCUUAACAGGCACAAGGAAAUGUUUCUGGGUGGAAAAGCUUUCAUCAUUCAUCUUGUAAUUGUAAUAAACAUAGAACUCUAAAAAUGAGCACUUCAGAGCAUUCUUUUGAAAUAAAGUACAUGCAUACUGAA
Poecile atricapillus (Black-capped chickadee) is the source of this 2906-nucleotide messenger RNA. It is a transcript of the gene EXOC1L, whose product is annotated as exocyst complex component 1 like. NCBI's taxonomy places the organism in Eukaryota, Metazoa, Chordata, Aves, Passeriformes, Paridae. The coding region runs from base 196 to 711 and encodes 171 amino acids. The transcript is spliced from 3 exons. The record is from RefSeq and is a predicted model, not a curated record.